Messenger RNA from Dreissena polymorpha, 1109 nucleotides. RefSeq lists its product as uncharacterized. NCBI's taxonomy places the organism in Eukaryota, Metazoa, Mollusca, Bivalvia, Myida, Dreissenidae. The transcript is spliced from 3 exons. Bases 59 to 847 code for a protein of 262 amino acids. The record is from RefSeq and is a predicted model, not a curated record.
AUAAUAGACCUGUGCAAUAGAAUGGAUACCAAGUUUCCAAGAGACAAUGCAGUGACUGAUGGUGGUUACUUUGUGCAGAUGGUGUGAUUUGACUGUCUGCAAUGCAUUGUGGUACAAAACAAACCAGAUGGACACGAUUAACAUCACCUCCAAAAAGCAGAAAGAUGUACAGCCUGUCCCAGACCUGUUUGAACAGUUUGACGGGUACAAUGACACAAAAAGGAAGAAGCAGAAAUCCGAGCCGAUGACCAGUAGCGGACUUCAGAGUCAUGCGGAAUGUUUAUUCAGUUUAUUAGAGAAACCUUACGUAAACUCUACAACAGGAAAAUGGCCAGAGCUUCGUGCAAGUGUAGAAGCUUUAGCAUCAUGUCUGUCAUCUUAUGAACAAUAUUUAAACAAACAAGCAACUACAACUGCUACAAAUAAGGAGCUGUCUUUUCCAUGUAGGACUGUUGAUCAGAAUGCAUCAGUCUUUCAUUGUAAGAAAUCAGUUUUAUCUGUUGUUAAAGACAAAUACACAUUGCUUGACAAAGCUGUUGUAAGUUCUGACACUGAAAAUCCUGUUUUAUUUGAUGAAAAUCUGCAUGUUGAAAAACCAUUUGAGAAUAGUAUGCAAAAAUUUCGUUUCUUUGACAGUUUGCAAUUGAGUGUUCCUGUAGAUGUUAUUAGAUUUUGUCCUGGGGGAGGGAUUGGUACUACAUAUAUUCUUUCCCAGGUACCUGAGAACAGGUCUGAUUCUGAAAUGAUGACAGAUGCAGCUCGGCUAGUGCAGAGAAUGAGACCGUUUUUGAAAGAGUUUCAUACAAGAGCCCAAAAAAAGAUUGUAAAAGGAAAAUUUCCAAUAUAGCUAAAAUUAAACCAGCCAUUAUUGAUUACAUGUACUCAGAAUUAGCAUUAGAUGCUGCAGCCAUGAGUCAUCCAGAUACACAACAGCGGUUGCAUUUGAUGUCUUUAGGUGAAUGUGGGCUUGUGAAUGAUUUGCGUCACCUAAACCCUGGGUGCCCUAACAACAAGUAUGAUGUGUUUUUUGAGAAACUUUGUGAACAAGUACAACAUAUUGAAGCAGCAGAUGAAAGACGCCAUGGAUCUGGAGUUGCUCACAUGUCUCG